AUGAAAUCGGCCCCGGGGGCGGCCAAGCCGGAGCAGGCGCCGGUCGAAUACCGCGAAGAUUACGACGUCAAGUUGGUACAACUGAACAGGCGGUUGGCUGAUGCCAGGACCCAGCACCGCCGGGCCAGGGAUGCGCUGGACGAAUGCGAGGCUGACUACGUCGGCACCCGGGAACGGCGCGAGAUGGUGCUCGUCGAGAACGUCCGCCUGAUCUCCGAACGCCAGAAGUCCAUGGACAGGCUGGUGGCCGAGAAACAGCGACUGGCGGCCGAGGUGAACAGACACUGGUCCGUCGUGGACGCGCGGUACGAGAGCAGGCUGGACCAGUUCGAGCGGAUGUUGACGCGACUGAAGAUGGACGCGGACUUCGUCAGGACCAGGUUCGAUACCGCGACACAGAGGAUAGAGAACAAGACCAACAUGUUGGACAAGAUCACUCGGGCGUUGGAGAAUGCUCGCAAUCUCAAGGAAAAUGAAUCGCGAGAGUGGAAGUGCAGUUAUUUCAAGAAAUUGAUUGACGAAAUUAGAACGAUCGUGGAUAAGGCAAAUCAAUACGUAACCACCGAAGGACAAYCAACGUCUCUUGACACGACCGACUUUGAAUGGUUAUUGAACAAGGGCGCAGUCAGACAAUUUUCUACUUGCAAGACAGUGUCCAUACAGACAUACGAUUAUGACGUAGAAUUGAACUUAAAUCAAUCAUACACAGAAUGUAACGGAAACAAUUCACAAAUGUAA
Messenger RNA from Diuraphis noxia (Russian wheat aphid), 738 nucleotides. RefSeq lists its product as uncharacterized. The record is from RefSeq and is a predicted model, not a curated record. Lineage: Eukaryota; Metazoa; Arthropoda; Insecta; Hemiptera; Aphididae.